Molecule: messenger RNA, 1138 nt
Organism: Conger conger (European conger)
Lineage: Eukaryota; Metazoa; Chordata; Actinopteri; Anguilliformes; Congridae
Gene: naa20
Product: N-alpha-acetyltransferase 20, NatB catalytic subunit
Exons: 6
Coding region: 84-620 (178 amino acids)
Biological process (GO): N-terminal peptidyl-methionine acetylation
Cellular component (GO): NatB complex
Molecular function (GO): protein-N-terminal amino-acid acetyltransferase activity
Source: RefSeq, a predicted model, not a curated record
CCAUUAAACACCAGGAAAAAGAAGGUUAGAGUUUAAAGGGCAAAUAUUUUAGUUCCGCUCUUAGAUUAGUGCUGCAGGGGAAAAUGACAACGUUACGGGCUUUUACCUGCGAUGAUCUGUUCAAAUUCAACAAUAUUAACCUCGACCCAUUGACAGAAACUUAUGGAAUCCCGUUUUACCUGCAGUACCUGGCUCACUGGCCUGAGUACUUCAUUGUGGCAGAGGCUCCAGGGGGAGAGUUAAUGGGCUACAUCAUGGGGAAGGCGGAAGGAUCCGUGGCCAGGGAGGAGUGGCAUGGUCAUGUCACCGCACUCUCCGUGGCUCCGGAGUUCAGGCGACUGGGACUAGCAGGGAAGCUGAUGGAACUGCUGGAGGAGAUCUCUGAGAGGAAAGGAGGCUUCUUUGUGGAUCUGUUUGUACGAGUGUCCAACCAGGUAGCAGUGAACAUGUAUAAGCAGCUGGGGUACAGUGUCUACAGGACGGUCAUAGAGUACUAUUCAGCCAGCAAUGGGGAGCCAGAUGAGGAUGCCUAUGAUAUGAGGAAAGCUCUGUCCAGAGACACAGAAAAAAAGUCCAUCGUCCCUCUCCCGCACCCAGUCAGACCUGAGGAUAUAGAAUAACCCUGCGCUGUGACUCUCCCUGCACAGCCUCCAGACUUUCCCCAAAUUUCUCCCGGUGCCCCACUCUGCUCAAAAAAAAAAAAAAAAAAAAUCAAGGCCCGUUAAAUUAUUGUUUUUGAAAAGGUGCACAGUUACAGCACAGAAAAAAAAAAAUCUAUAAUACGUUUCAAUUGGAAAUUUGUACAGAGAUUUGUACGCUGUUGGUCCAUAGUGCAGACUGCUAAAGAGAAGAACACAAGGUUUGAUGGUGGGACCUGACCACUCCACCCUUGGGCCCGUCACUCAGGGCCUAACGGCUGUUCCCAUCCUCCUGCUGCAUGUUCUCAGGGCAGAAUUAUGUCCGGAGCACCGCGUUUGAACUGAACCAAAUAACGUAGCUGCUUUAUUUUUCAUGUUUUUAUUAAAAGGGGAUAGCAGGCUGUAUCUGUAUUAGAGAGUCACAGCGUUACUUAGAAUGUUUUUUUUUUAUUGUUAAUACAAGCAUUGAAAAACCAGUAUAAUAAAUCCUCAUUAAAAUA